AUGGCGGUAAAUCGCAUUCGCGGCGCCUUUGCCGUGCCUCGAAAGGGCGAAACCUUUGAGCUGCGCGCUGGCUUGGUUUCUCAGUAUGCGUACGAGCGCAAGGAGUCGAUUCAGAAGACCAUCAUGGCCAUGACGUUGGGCAAGGAUGUGUCGGCACUCUUCCCAGAUGUGCUCAAGAACAUUGCGACCGGCGAUCUAGAUCAGAAGAAGCUUGUAUACCUCUACUUGAUGAACUACGCCAAAUCGCAUCCCGAUCUUUGCAUUCUCGCCGUUAAUACAUUUGUUCAAGACUCCGAAGACCCAAAUCCGCUGAUACGAGCACUGGCAAUCCGAACAAUGGGAUGCAUCAGAGUGGACAAGAUGGUGGAUUAUAUGGAAGAGCCCCUGAGGAAGACACUGCGGGACGAAUCACCCUACGUGCGCAAAACAGCUGCCAUUUGCGUCGCCAAACUCUUCGACCUCAAUCCUCAGAUGUGCAUCGAGAACGGCUUUCUGGAGGCCCUUCAGGAGUUGAUUGGUGAUCCCAAUCCCAUGGUUGUCGCCAACUCAGUGACCGCUUUGUCUGAGAUCACCGAGACGGCGCCCGAGACGAGGGCACUGAUUGUCACGCCUGUGACGUUGAAGAAGUUGCUUAUGGCCCUUAACGAGUGUACCGAAUGGGGAAGAGUCACUAUUCUGACAACCCUGGCCAACUACUCUGCAUCAGAUCAGAAGGAGUCGGAGCACAUCUGUGAGCGUGUGGCACCUCAGUUCCAGCAUGUUAAUCCUAGUGUGGUUCUUGCUGCUGUCAAGGUUGUCUUCAUCCACAUGAAGGCUCUCAACCCUGAACUUGUGAGAUCAUACCUCAAGAAAAUGGCUCCUCCCUUGGUUACCUUGGUUGCUUCGCAGCCUGAGGUCCAAUACGUCGCUCUGCGAAACAUUGAUCUCCUGCUCCAGGCUAAACCAGACAUUCUGAGCAAGGAGAUGCGCGUCUUCUUCUGCAAAUACACUGAUCCUCCCUAUGUUAAGCUUCAAAAGUUGGAAAUCAUGGUUAGGAUAGCAAACGAGCAUAACUACGAACAGCUCCUUGCUGAGUUGAAGGAGUAUGCCCUUGAAGUCGAUAUGGAUUUCGUCCGAAGAGCCGUCAAGGCAAUUGGCCAAGUAGCCAUCAAGAUUGAGAAUGCCGCCGAGAAGUGUGUUGCAGCCCUCGAGGAUCUCAUCUCUACCAAGGUCAACUAUGUUGUCCAAGAGGUGAUUGUCGUUAUCAAGGACAUUCUGCGAAAGUACCCUGGCUACGAGGGCGUUAUUCCUACACUUUGCAAGCAUAUUGAUGAAUUGGACGAGCCCACUGCCCGCGGAUCUCUCAUCUGGAUUGUUGGAGAAUAUGCUGAGAAGAUCAACAAUGCAGACGAGAUUUUGGAGAGUUUCGUUGAGUCCUUUAUGGAAGAGUUCACGCAGACGCAACUGCAAAUAUUGACAGCGGUGGUGAAGCUGUUCUUGAAGAAGCCUGGAAGCAACCAAGGCCUUGUCCAAAAGGUUCUUCAAGCAGCGACAGCGGAGAACGAUAACCCCGAUAUCCGCGACAGGGCAUAUGUCUACUGGCGUCUUCUCUCCUCUGAUCCCGAAGUUGCUAAAAACAUUGUUCUAUCUCAAAAGCCCACGAUUACGACAACCAUGACAAGCCUUCCUCCGGCCCUUCUGGAGCAGCUCCUCACCGAACUUUCUACUCUAGCUUCUGUCUACCAUAAGCCUCCCGAGUCGUUCGUGGGUAAGGGUCGUUUCGGUGCCGAUGAGAUCCAGCGAGCAGCUAUCCAAGAACAACGACAAAACGCUGCCGAGAACCCUAUCGCUGCGUCAGUUGCUGCCGCUUCAUCCAACGGAUCUGGUGGUGCUCCUCAAAACAAUAUUGAGAAUUUGUUGGAUAUCGACUUCGAUGGCGCCGCGCCUGCAUCUCAAGAACAGAACAGUGCUUCAGCAACUCCCGAUAGAGUGGCCAGCCCAUCCGCUGGUGCGCCUUCAGGUGCCAUGGCUGAUAUGAUGAGCAUGUUUGAUGCGCCGGCGCAGGCUUCUGGAGCUCCUGCACCUGCUGCAGGUCCCAACAACAACAUGAAUGACUUGAUGAACGGUUUCGAAGGAUUGAACUUUGGUGGCUCGUCAGCAGGCGAGCCCCUACCAGCAGCAAUGCAGCUACAACAGGCCCAAGGAGGCGCUCCUCAACAGCCCAAGAAGGACAGUGACGAUUUGCUGGGUCUUUUGUAG
Molecule: messenger RNA, 2238 nt
Organism: Fusarium oxysporum Fo47
Lineage: Eukaryota; Fungi; Ascomycota; Sordariomycetes; Hypocreales; Nectriaceae
Product: adaptin N terminal region-domain-containing protein
Exons: 5
Coding region: 1-2238 (745 amino acids)
Biological process (GO): vesicle-mediated transport; intracellular protein transport
Cellular component (GO): membrane coat
Molecular function (GO): clathrin binding
Source: RefSeq, a predicted model, not a curated record